Blepharisma stoltei is the source of this 1266-nucleotide messenger RNA. Lineage: Eukaryota; Ciliophora; Heterotrichea; Heterotrichida; Blepharismidae. The record is from the annotation of a GenBank genome assembly.
AUGGAGGAAUAUAAGUUUAAUUCUCGAAGGCCUGAUCUAAAAGUAAACACCAAAUCCCACAUAGACACUUCAGUUGAGCUUUGGUCUGAAGUAAGGCCAGUAGGAAGGCAUCCAUCCAGAAGAAGUUAUCAUUCUGCCUGCGUGUGGCGAAACCAAAUGCUGAUUUAUGGAGGCCAAGAUCUUAGAGAAGGACCUCAAGGUGGCCUUUGGGCUUUAAGGAUUCCUGAAGUUAACUCAGGCGAAGACGAAGAAUGAGUAGAAAUUCCUAUCGAAGACCGUGGCCCGUUAUGCAGACAUACUGGAAUUGUGAAAGAUAAUCGAAUGUUUAUAUUCGGCGGCUCCAACGGUGACAGAGAAUUCAACAACACAUUGGUUUUAGACCUUAUUUCUCUACAAUGGACUGUUUGGACCCCAGACGUCCCCACGUGUCCUCCUCCAUUAGACUCCCAUACAGCUUGUCUUUAUGAAGAAGCCUCUGUUGGCUGGAUGGUUGUUUUUGGCGGUUUUGUCCAAGGAGACCGCACUAAUGAAGUCUAUAUCCUUAACCUAAACACCGCUAAGUGGAAAAACGCAAAAGUGACCGGGAUAAAGCCUCCAUCAAGAUCAAAUCACAGCGCUGUUGUAUACAGAGACCAUUUAUUUAUUUUUGGAGGGUCAAAUGACGAAGGCGAAAAACUCAAUGACUUGUGGAAGCUUGAUUUAAGGACUUAUAAUUGGGAACAAAUACAUGGGCUAGGACAAGUCCCAACUCCUAGGUCUGGACAAACUGCAAUUCUUUAUAAAGACUAUAUGAUCAUUUUUGGAGGAAUGCGAGACAUAACGAAAGAAACCAACGAAAUGCAUUCCUAUGAAUUUUCUUCUAACUUAUGGACAAUGUUCCAAGAUGAGCAACAAAUCAAAGACCCUGUAUCUGCAGCCCAACUUGAAGAGUUCAAAAAAGCAAAAAGCCCAUUAAUGCCAAGAUCAAAAACAAUAAACACUGAAAGUCCACACAAAUCUUCAGAAGCCAACAGAUCGCCAGAACUCAGCUCUGGGGACUCUUCUCCGACAAGAGGAAAAAGAGCUUCUCUUUAUAUCGGCCCAGCUGCUCCAGUUGUAGGGAAAAUAAAUGGCAAAGCCCCUCACCCUCGAGAUGGCCAUUCUUCAAUUCUCUUUGGAGACAUGAUGGUUGUGUUUGGCGGCGAUCGGCACCAAAUGCCAUUUAAUGACGUUUAUUCCUAUGCGCUUGUUGAACAAACAAUAAAAACUCCACUAAUCCUAAAUUAA